Messenger RNA from Anguilla anguilla (European eel), 701 nucleotides. RefSeq names its product transport and Golgi organization protein 1 homolog. The transcript is spliced from 5 exons. The record is from RefSeq and is a predicted model, not a curated record. The coding region runs from base 260 to 694 and encodes 144 amino acids. Lineage: Eukaryota; Metazoa; Chordata; Actinopteri; Anguilliformes; Anguillidae.
UAGCCCCACCCAGACACCAACUAGCCCCGCCCCAACCCCUGCUAGCCUCACCCAGACACCCGCUUCCUUUCUAUUUUGAUUUCUUAGUGACCAACAAGCAACUUUUGGAGCAGUUUGCUCAACAAAAGGAUGAGAGUCAUGUGAAAAUUUCAUCCACAUGUAAAGUAUUUGCCUCAGGAGAGCUUGUAUUUGUCAUAAUCCAUGUGUUUGUCCAUUUUUGAUUAGAGACACUAAAGCAAAAAUUAGAAGAAUCAAAAGAAUGCUUUCUUCCUCCCAUCGUAAUAACUGGAACCUGAAGGCAAGUGUCAGAGAGCUGCAAAGGAGAUGCAUGAAUAUGUGUGAAGAGAGAGAUGCACUUGACUUGAUGUUGGAGAAGAGAGAGAACAGAAUAAAAAGUGCCGAUCUGGAGCAGGAGGAAUUUCAGAAGACAUUUCAAGAGAAAGAGAUGGCUCUACAGCAGAAGCUGGGGCAGCUUGAGCAGGACUGGAGAGCGAAGCUGGAAAGAGUGAUGGAGGAGAGGAGCGAGCAAGAGCAGCGUGUGAAGCAGGAGAUCCAGGCUCUGCUCCUUAAGCUGUUCAAGACUGAGCAGCUGCACCAGACCCAGAUAUGUGACUAUGAGGUCAAGUACAGGGACUCACUAAAACUGGUGUCUGAGCUGCAGCGUCAAAUCAAGGAGCCUGAGGUGAGAGUCUGAAAUGGAG